AUGUCUUCUCUCCAAUCAGCUACUGCACUGCUUCACCACGCGGGAUCCGCAACUGCCGGCGCUAGUAACGCUGUGGCCACUAGUAGCGCCGCGAUUCGCGCCGGGAAAUCCGCACACGAUUCGUCGAUUUCCUUGCCAUCAAGCUUCCUUCCUCGCCUCGAUUCGACGCUCACCACCACCACUUCCUCCACCUCAUAUUCGUCACUCCCUUCCCCUUCUCUUAUCGCCGUCCGAUCGGCAUCUGCGAGUGCGGCGGGACCCGCCGCAAUUUCCGGCGGCCAAUCACAGAACGGUGCCGUCCGGGACCGGGUGAUCGCGAUCCCGGAUCUCGAGGAGGAUUUCGCGCCGGAGGUGAACGGGACGUACGGGAAGGGCGGCAGCGCGGAGGACGAUGCGGCCGCCGUACGCGGCGGAUUAAUCGACGGCGGGCUCGUGUACAGGGAGCGGUUCGUCAUCCGGUGCUACGAAGUCGGCGUUAAUCGAAAGGCUUCUAUGGAGACCAUCGCGAAUCUGCUGCAGGAAAUAGGGUGCAACCACGCGCAGAGCGUGGGGUUCUCCAAUGACGGUUUCGCCACCACGCCAGCGAUGCUUGCGAAUCGCCUCAUCUGGGUUACCACUCGCAUGCACAUCGAGAUGUACAAGUAUCCCAAAUGGGGUGACGUGGUGGAGAUUGACACGUGGUUCCAGGAUGGCACCAUCAUGUCGCGCCGUGAUUGGAUCAUCCGCUUCGGCCACACAGGGGAGGUCAUCGGUCGAGGCACCAGUUCAUGGGCCAUGAUGAAUCGCGACACAAGGCGCCUCUCCAAGGUGCCUGCUGACGUGCGCGCCGAGCUCACAGUGCAUUGCCCCAACCCUGAGAGGUUCUCUAUUCCAAAGAGCAGCGUUGCGAAAAUCAACAAACUGGAAGAGCCAGCAGACCACGUGCGGCCAUACCUCCGGCCUAGGCGCAGCGAUUUGGACAUGAAUCAUCACGUCAACAACGUCACUUACAUUGCAUGGAUGCUUGAGAGCCUGCCGCAGUCCCUCUUGGGAUCAUAUGAGCUGGCUGAAAUCACCAUUGAUUAUCGCCGGGAGUGCGGGCAGGACGACGUGGUUGAGACACUUGCCAAGAAAAUCGUUUCGCCUGAUAUUUCACCUGAAGUUUCACCUGGGGAGGGUGCAGCUGAGAAGGUGGUGUCCUGUGCUGGUGCUACUGCUGCAGCUGCUUCUGUUGCUGGUAGCAGUGGUGGGAGUGUGAAUGGGACUGCUGUGCUGGAAAUGGAAAGAGGAAAUGGGAGUGUCGCUGCUGUUGCUGCUGUUGCUGCUGCUGUCGCUGCUGCUGCUGCUGUUGCUGCUGUUGCUGCUGCUGCUGCUGCUGCUGCUGGGGCUGCCCCUGCUGCUGCUGCUGCUGGGGCUGAGGGGUUGGUGGAAGGCGUUCAGCAGCAGCAGAUGCAGCAAUUUCUGCACCUGUUGCGAUCGCAGGAGUGCAAAAAGGAAAUCAACAAGGGAAGGACGAUCUGGAGGAAAAAGAGCCACUCAGACCUCAACGAGGCUCUGCUGGCCACUUCUGAGUCGACUCAAAAGUCACCUCUUCCGCAACUGUCCCUUUUGUGCCUCCCUGUUGCCGAGCCUGCAAGGUUCCCCGCCGCACCUGAUGCCCUCCCUGCAGUGCCAACCGCCGCGCUUGCAGUAGUGCCGACCAAGCCAGCUGCCGAACCAGAUGAGUUGCUGACCAAUCCGGCUGCCGAGCCUGCAAGCCUCCCAGCAGAGCCUGCCGCCUUACCUGCAGUGCCAGCGGUGGAGCCUGCAAUGGUGCUGACCAACCCUGCUGCCGAACCUGCCACCUUCCCUGCAGUUCCAACCGCCGAGCCUGUAGCAUUGGUUGCCAAGCCUGCUGCCGAGCUUGCAAGAUUGCCUGCGGAUCCUGCUGCCUUUCCUGCAGUUCCGAUUGCCAAACCUGCAAGGUUGGUUGCCAAGCCGGCUGCCGAGCCUGCGAGGUUCCCUGCAGAUCCUCCCACCUUUCCUGCAGCGCCCACAGCUGAACCUGCAGCGCUGCCCACCAAGCCUACUCCCGAACCUGCAAGGCUUCCCACCGAACCUGCCGCCUUCCCUGCAGUUCCUACCGCCGAACCUGCAACACUACCCACCAAGCCUGCCGCCGAGCCUGCCACCUUCCCCGCAGAGCCUGCCACACUCCCCGCUGCCCUCCCCACACCAAAAACAUCUCCGGCGACAUCCGAAAUCAACCCAGCUGGAGCCACAUUGAGGUUUGGCGAGCCUCCAAAACUGGCUCGGGCGCCUGCCGAGCCUAUGUUGGCACCCGCACCGGCGGCCAAACCAGUCGAGGCAGUGAUGGGAGUGGAGGAGAGGGGGCCUCUGGUGCAGGGGUUGCGAGGGAGGAUGGCUGGAGGAGUGGAGGGCUGCAGGGCUAUGCCCUGUGCUCUGAUCUUGUAG
This is a messenger RNA of Closterium sp. Naga37s-1, 2433 nucleotides long. The record is from the annotation of a GenBank genome assembly. Lineage: Eukaryota; Viridiplantae; Streptophyta; Zygnematophyceae; Desmidiales; Closteriaceae.